This is a messenger RNA of Chaetura pelagica (chimney swift), 885 nucleotides long. RefSeq names its product dual specificity phosphatase 4 (gene DUSP4). The transcript has 4 exons. The coding region runs from base 1 to 885 and encodes 294 amino acids. Gene Ontology annotation, biological process: protein dephosphorylation; endoderm formation; negative regulation of MAPK cascade. Gene Ontology annotation, molecular function: protein tyrosine/threonine phosphatase activity; MAP kinase tyrosine/serine/threonine phosphatase activity. The record is from RefSeq and is a predicted model, not a curated record. Lineage: Eukaryota; Metazoa; Chordata; Aves; Apodiformes; Apodidae. Gene Ontology annotation, cellular component: cytoplasm; nucleus.
AUGUUGUAUCUGGGAAAGCUGGGAACUGAACAGUUCUUGGCCUGGGAGCAGAUUUUCUCAUCAAAGUUGGAGGAUGCUGGCAACGAAUCCUUGCUCCAUUGUGUUCGAGAGCAACCUUGGUCUCAGUCUGAGGUUUUGGCAUGUGGUUAUGAGCGUUUCUCCUUGGAGUAUCCUGAAUUCUGUGUAAAAACCAAGUCCCUGAGCAAUGUGUCACCCCCUACGAGUGCUGAGCCCCUGGAUUUAGGCUGCAGUUCCUGUGGGACCCCCCUUCAUGAUCAGGGUGGCCCAGUGGAAAUCCUUCCCUUCCUCUACCUUGGCAGUGCCUACCAUGCUGCCCGGCGGGACAUGCUUGAUGCACUGGGCAUCACGGCCCUGCUGAAUGUCUCCUCAGACUGCCCCAACCACUUUGAGGGGCACUACCAGUACAAGUGUAUCCCUGUGGAGGAUAACCACAAAGCUGACAUCAGCUCCUGGUUCAUGGAGGCAAUAGAGUACAUCGACUCUGUGAAGGAGUGUUGUGGCCGGGUCCUAGUCCACUGCCAGGCCGGUAUCUCCCGCUCUGCCACCAUCUGCUUGGCUUACCUGAUGAAGAAGAAGCGUGUCAAGUUGGAGGAAGCCUUUGAGUUUGUCAAGCAGCGCCGGAGCAUCAUCUCCCCUAACUUCAGCUUCAUGGGGCAGCUGCUGCAGUUUGAGUCACAGGUGUUGGCCACCUCGUGUGCAGUGGAAGCUGUCAGCCCUUCGGGGACGCUGCGGGAGCGGGGCAAGGCCACCUCUACCCCUACCUCCCAGUUUGUCUUCAGCUUCCCAGUCUCUGUCAGUGUCCAUGCCACCCCUAGCAGCCUCCCCUACCUGCACAGCCCCAUCACCACGUCACCCAGCUGUUAG